Molecule: messenger RNA, 3050 nt
Organism: Mytilus californianus (California mussel)
Lineage: Eukaryota; Metazoa; Mollusca; Bivalvia; Mytilida; Mytilidae
Exons: 2
Coding region: 146-2749 (867 amino acids)
Source: RefSeq, a predicted model, not a curated record
CGCCUUAUUCAUAUAGGUAGCAUGGAAGCAAGAAACAGUACAUCUCUAAUGCAGCUGUAUAAUUGACAGUCAGAAGGUAGAAUAUUUUAAUAUGAUCCAUAAUGCCUUCUGAAGAAUUUUAAAAGCCAAUUUUAAAUUAAGAAACAUGAUGGAUUUAGGAGAAAUAAAAGAAAUGAAAGGUAGGCAUGAGAGUGAAGCUUCUUGGCAGCGACGAAAGAAAUUUCUGAUAGUAUGUCAAUCUCAAUAUACCAAAGACAGGUUGAACACUUUAUCCUAUUGUUAUGUUAAUGUACUACUUUAUGGGUGUAGAUAUUCUGAAAUAUUAAUGGAUGAUUUGUAUGAGAAGGCAUGUGAUGUUGCAAAUUAUCCUUGGGACAGUUCAGUAAAUAUGUCUAAAUGGAAUGAAAUUUUUGAAGAAAAACAGGCUGAAAAUAAUCUAUAUGCCUCUUUUGAGAAUCCAGUAAAAAGGAAGUGUAAAACUCUUACUGAUAAAAGUCAUAGAAAGUUAAAUGAGUUAGAGUUACAAAAUGAACUUUUAAAGCAAUUAAAUAAAGAUAAAGUUGUUGUAAAGACCCCUUUGAAAAUGCAUUUGACACCUGAAAGCAACCAGUACUCCGACAAUGGAAAAGAAAAAGUUUCAGAUACUAAUUCAGCGAAAGGACAAUAUAAAUUUGACUUCAAAGUAGCUGAUGAUUUUCAGUUCAGUUUCAACAGCUCUGAAUCUCAGAAAUACAUCUGCCCAAUUGUAAAAACAAAACCUCAUAGAUCUGAUUUCUCACAACUCAAACCAGAAUCUGGUAUCAGUAAAUUAAGAAAGGCAGUUUCUUCUAUAAAAACAAAUGCCUUUGUGGUUAAGCCAAAAUGUACUAUUAAGUAUUCAACCAAGACUUCUAAUGGAAGUAAGUUCAUCAGUCAAGAGAAAGACCGAAAAAUUACUACACCAAAUAGAAAACUUGUUUGUGAUACACUUUUGUCUGUUUUGAAUCAGAAAUCUGAGGAGAAUAAAAAUGUGUCAGUCAAUGCAUCUUCAAAAGGAUUGAUGAAUCUUAGAAAACACAAUAAAUCUUUGGUAAAAGGAAAUGACGAGCAUAAAGCAUCUAAAUCUGAAACUGAUAGAGCAAAGCUAAGACCAAAAAGUGCUUUCAAUAAAGAACAACUUAUACCUCAGAAUACUACUAAAACUAGUUCCAAAGUAGUAAAGAAAAUGUCUGAACAACAGAAAUCCAGUCUUAAUCAUAGUUGCUUGAAAAAGAAAACUGACACAACAUUAAGUAAACAGUUGAUUGUAUCUAUAGAUAAUGGAACUAGAAGUGUUUCCCUCAAUUCUAAUGGUAAAUCAAAAUCAAUCACCAAUGAGAAGAAUUGUAAAGAUGAAAAGCAGAGGUUAACAGAAACACUAAAGUCACUUGACCAUGGUAAAGGGGAAGAUGUCAGAACAUCUUAUAAAGCAGCAAUAAGUAUUUCAAAAGAUAAAUAUCUUGAUUCUGAAACCUUCAAAGUCCAUGUUAAUGAAAUUAAGAAAGCAAUUUCCUCUGGUUUUCAUGAAAAUCCAAAAAAUGAGGACAGAAAAAUUACUCAGGCUAAUGGUGAUAUGAACUGUAGCCAAAACAGAGAGUCAACAACAUCUCACAAAAUGUCUUAUUUGCAAGGAAAAGAAGCACAGAAUUCCAAGAAUGAAUUACAAAGUCAGAAACACUUAAUAAACAAUAAUGAUAUAUGUCAUGAUAAAAAGAAACCAAAGGAAGAGCCUUGCUUGAAAGAAAUUCCGAAACCUUACAGUGGAGGUUAUUUUCAUGGGAAUGAAAUGCAAAAUUCCUGUGCCAAAACCAGAUAUGAGGGCACGUACAAACAGAAUGAAGAAGAGAACUUGCAAAAGAGGCCAGAAAACAGUAUUAAAUGUAAUAAGACAAGCCAAAGAGACACCACCUGUAAGAGGUCAAAUGAAGAUUCAUCAAUAACAGAUAUGAAUAACAAUGUAGAACAACAAAUGAAAAAGACUUGCAUGUCAGAACCUGUGCCAAAAGAUAAAACUUCAAGUAGGGAAUCUGUUAAUAAGGCAAAGUACUUAGGAAAAAUAUCCUCAAAUUAUCAGAGACAAUCUUGUAAAUCACCUCCAGAGUUUGUGAGGGAGAGAUACAGUUCAGAAUAUAGUGCAUUCAGUCCAAGGUUUAUGGACAGACCAAGUAGGUUUAGAUGGUCUUAUGAUUGUGAAGAAAACUAUAGUUACAACUCUGGAUAUUGGUUUGGACGUGGCUGUAAUAACCCAUACUAUGAUCCUUACAUAGAGUAUUGUAGAAGAUAUGACCCAGAAAGAUUUAUGGCCAGAACAUAUCAGGGUUAUGGAAAUCCAUAUGAAUUGUAUGGUAGAUCAAAAUACAUUCCAGAGUCUGCUAAAGGAUUGCAGUUCAAGACUAAGGAUACCAAUGUUAAAGAUAAACAGACAAAAGGCCUUGAAAGUCAACAAAUAAAACAACUUACACCAAAGAAACCCUAUGGCUAUUGUCUGGAGAAAAGUAUUGAUAAACAUCCUUCAUCCCAUCAUGGAAAAUCUGCAAUAACCAAAGAUCAUGACAACAAUUUGAGUGAAAGAAAGGAUUUUGAAACAGAAAAGUGCUCAGAUGUCAAAAUAGGUCAACACAAGCAGCAAAAAUUGGCAUACACAGAAAGACCCAAGAAGCUCUCAGGAAAAGAAUGUAAUGAGAGAACAGCCAUGUUAGAGUCACUACUAGAUCACAUCAGGAAAACAUGAAACUAUAUUUGAAAGCAUCUAUCAUGUCUAUAUGACCUGGAUACCAUGUUUGUUUACAUCAAGGAGACUUCAUCUUCUAAUGAAAAACCUUUAUCGAUAAAAUUGUGACAUUAUAAAAAUAUUCAAUAUACUGUUAUACUGUGUAUUGUUUUAUAUUUUUGUUCUCUGCUAGAGAAUAGAACUAUUAUAUUGAACUUGUUUAUAGAAUUUUAUUAUUUUUCAUGGUACUUGAUAUUGGUAUAUAUCUUUAUAUGGAUUUAAUUUACUAAUUCAGUAAAGAAUACUGAGACAAAUCUUUUGA